AUGAAAAAACCUAUCGCCGGCCUUUCACAGGCUGCCAAUUUCUCAACCCGAGCCCUACACAAAUCGCAAGGUCGCUCGAUAUUCGACUCCAUAUGCCAACGAUGUCGGCGCCAACAACAACAAUGGCAACAGCUUCGCUUCAACUCCAGCAAUCAUCGCCAACUCGCCGAUGAUCCGCAAUGGGUGUCCCCAAUUGACCAGCCCUCGAAAAUAAUCCGUGUUGGCCGUCGUCACGGGCCUGGAAUUAUUCUGCUCGCCCUCAUUCCCAUCACAGCCUUUGCCCUCGGAGCCUGGCAAGUGCAGCGCCUGGACUGGAAAACCAAACUGAUCGCCAAAUUCGAAGACCGACUCGUCAAACCCCCUCUCCCAUUACCACCACGUUUAGACCCCAGUGCGAUCCCUGACUUCGACUACAGACGUAUUGUCGCGCGCGGGAAAUUGCGGCAUGAUCAGGAAAUGCUCGUCGGGCCACGAAUGCACGAGGGCGAGGAUGGGUAUAUUGUGAUCACGCCGUUGGAGCGCGGGGAGGGGAUGAGUACGGUUCUUGUGAAUCGGGGCUGGAUUUCACGGAAAUUGAAGGAUCAGAAGAAUAGGCCACUUGGUGUACCGGCUGGGGAUGUUGUUGUGGAAGGGUUGCUUAGGGAGCCGGUCCAGAAGAAUUAUUUUACACCGGACAAUAGGCCGGAUAAAGGGGAGUUUUAUUUUCCGGAUGUCGACCAGAUGGCUGAGUUGACGGGAAGUCAGGCUAUUCUCAUUGAACAGACUAUGGUCCCUGAUUUGGUGGAGUCCUAUGACCGAGAGGCAAAAGGUAUACCAAUCGGACGUCCAGCUCAGGUGAAUCUGAGGAACAACCAUGCACAGUAUAUAUUCACCUGGUUUGGUCUUUCCAUAUCCACUGCAAUCAUGCUGUGGAUGGUGAUUCGGAAGCGCCCGAACGAGGCUGCUCGUAGAUUCCGUCAGAGUAAGACCAUGUAG
Messenger RNA from Talaromyces proteolyticus, 975 nucleotides. RefSeq names its product putative COX1 assembly protein Shy1. The coding region runs from base 1 to 975 and encodes 324 amino acids. Gene Ontology annotation, cellular component: membrane; mitochondrion. Gene Ontology annotation, biological process: mitochondrial respiratory chain complex IV assembly. The transcript is spliced from 4 exons. Lineage: Eukaryota; Fungi; Ascomycota; Eurotiomycetes; Eurotiales; Trichocomaceae. The record is from RefSeq and is a predicted model, not a curated record.